Molecule: messenger RNA, 273 nt
Organism: Necator americanus (New World hookworm)
Lineage: Eukaryota; Metazoa; Nematoda; Chromadorea; Rhabditida; Ancylostomatidae
Exons: 3
Coding region: 1-273 (90 amino acids)
Source: RefSeq, a predicted model, not a curated record
AUGCGUCAACGUCUGCUCAAACACUCUCGACGAUUCGCCCCCGUCAUGAUUACUUUCCAAACGGUUGGGCUGACGCUGUAUGUCUCGCUCACAGUGUGCUAUGUUCAUCUCUGUGCUCUCAACCAGUGGGCUACUAUUCUUCGUACUAAAACCCUUCUCACACAUCAGUUCUCCUUGAUUCUCGUGGUUUUCAUUAAGAUGACCAAUUUCGUCAUCGCGAUUCGAUCGAUACCAAAUAAACUGCACAUUCAGUGGGCAUCCGAUCACAGGUAG